AUGGAAUAUAACAAUUUUCAAGAUUAUAACCAAAAAGAUAAUGCAAGUAAAUGGAUAGAAAAUGCUUUAAAUAAUGAAAAAAUUAAAUUUAUACCUUUUGACCAAUUAAAAAAUCUUAAACCACUUGACAACGGAGGUUUUGGAUGUGUUACAAUAGCUACUUGGUCUAAAACAGAAAAUUAUAUUGUUUGUAAAAAAUUAACUAAUACAACAUCCGAUAAAAACAGUAUAUUGGAUGCUUUUAUUAAUGAAUUACAAAUUCAUAUGCAUCUCAAUUCUAGCAAUCGAAUUAUAAAUUUUUUGGGUAUUAGUAAAGUUUCUCCAUUUGAAAAUUUCAUUAAUAAAAACGAACAAGAGCUUUACAUUAAAAUUAUAAAUGGAUAUCGUGAAACACCUAUAGAAAAAACCCCUGAUAGUUAUGAGAUACUUUAUAAAAAUUGUUGGGACCAUGUACCCGAGAAUCGACCAACUACUAAAACAGUGUUAGAAGAAUUUAGAAGAAUUGGUUUUGGAAUAGAUGUUGAAGAUAAUUCAAUUUAUAAGAAUACAAAUUCUCAUGAAAUAAAAAUAAGUAACAUCUCAAAUGAAGAUAGUAAACUUAGGGAAUUUCCUGCAAAGGAUACAGAUUUCUCAGUAGACGAGGCGCCGAAACAUCAUAGACUUUCUAAUGAGCACCCAAAUAUACGAAAUGUCAUUUCUAGCAUUAAAAAAAACAUUAGUGAAGAACAUGAAGAAUGGUUUACAAAUUGGGAUCAAAAAUGUAAUAGAAAGAAAAACACAAUUUAG
Molecule: messenger RNA, 786 nt
Organism: Funneliformis mosseae
Lineage: Eukaryota; Fungi; Glomeromycota; Glomeromycetes; Glomerales; Glomeraceae
Source: the annotation of a GenBank genome assembly